Molecule: messenger RNA, 2463 nt
Organism: Python bivittatus (Burmese python)
Lineage: Eukaryota; Metazoa; Chordata; Lepidosauria; Squamata; Pythonidae
Gene: CPN1
Product: carboxypeptidase N subunit 1
Biological process (GO): protein processing; peptide metabolic process
Molecular function (GO): zinc ion binding; metallocarboxypeptidase activity
Source: RefSeq, a predicted model, not a curated record
CUCCCACCACUAUUACCACCACAGGUGGAGUGGGCUGGCGCUUGACUGUAAAACUGGAGAGAGCUGGUUCGAGUUUACAUUUUAGUUGCUGUUAAGAAGAAAGCUUGCACAGUUUUCAUCUCCUGUAAAAAGCUGCUUGCCAUCCAGAGAAAAAUGUAUCAGUGGCUUUGGCUCCUUGGAAAAGUUCUGCUCUUGGUGAGAGUGGCUGCCUCAAUUAACUUUCUCCAUCACCGCUAUGAGGAGCUGGUGCAAGCCCUCUUCGACGUAAGGGGCUCAUGCCCCUAUAUUACCAGGCUGUACAGCAUUGGGCGCAGUGUCCAGGGCCGCAACCUCUAUGUGCUGGAAUUCAGCGACUCUCCUGGCAUCCAUGAGCCCAUGGAGCCAGAAUUCAAGUAUGUGGCAAACAUGCAUGGGAAUGAGGUCCUAGGCCGGGAACUGUUGCUCCAGCUUGCAGAAUUCCUAUGUGAAGAAUAUCGCCAUGGUAAUCAGCGCAUUACACAGCUCAUCCAUGAAACACGCAUUCACCUCUUACCUUCAAUGAACCCUGAUGGAUAUGAAGUGGCAGCUGCCCAGAACCAAAGUUCCUUAGACUACCUUACUGGGAGAAACAACGCCAAUGGAGUUGACCUUAACCGUAAUUUUCCUGACCUCAACAACAUCAUGUAUCACAAUGAGAAACAGGGUGGACCCAAUCAUCACAUCCCUUUGCCAGAUAAUUGGAAGAGCCAGGUGGAACCAGAGACAUUGGCUGUAAUUCAGUGGCUGAAGAGUUACAAUUUUGUUCUAUCAGCCAAUCUUCAUGGUGGAGCUGUAGUUGCCAAUUAUCCCUAUGACAAAUCCCAUGAACAGAGAAGUCGUGGCAACUGGCGUACAAAUAGCACCCCCACUCCUGAUGAUGUCCUCUUCAGAAAGUUGGCCAAGGGUUAUUCCUAUGCCCACGGAUGGAUGCAUCGGGGUACAAACUGUGGAGACUUCUUUAUUGAUGGCAUCACUAAUGGGGCAUCUUGGUACUCACUCAGCAAGGGGAUGCAGGAUUUCAAUUACCUGCACAGUAACUGCUUUGAAAUUACCCUUGAACUGAGCUGCAACAAAUUCCCACCGCAGGAGGAACUGGAAUUUGAAUGGCUGGCAAAUCGGGAGGCCCUUAUUGCCUACAUAGAGGAGAUUCACCAGGGCAUCAAAGGCCUGGUGUCAGAUGAGAACAACAACAAACUUGCAGGAGCUGUCAUUUCUGUGGAAGGAAUUGGCCAUGAUAUCACUACAGGUGAACAUGGUGACUACUUCAGGUUACUAUUGCCUGGUAACUAUAGAAUUACUGCAUCAGCAGAUGGUUACCAAUCCCAGACCGCGAUGGUAACUGUUGGCCCAGCUGAGCCCUCACAGGUUCAUUUCCAACUCAGACAGAAACCUUUGGACAGUCCUCCUGUACCAAAGGCGUAUGCGAAAAGGCCUAACUGUAAAGCUCUGCAUAAGAAAAUUGUCCCACGGGCUGCCCAAUGGGAGUCACUGCGAUGAAGAUGUUCCUUCUCUAGAUAAAAGCUGAAGGAGCCAUGUUUGACAUGCAAUGUCAACAAUAGUGGCAGAUGAACUUUCUAAGAAGCAUCCAACCUUCUGAUCACGAUCAUGAAAUGCAUCUAGAGCUUCCUGCUUAUUAAAUAUAUAUUUAACUGCAAUGUGGACUGAAAACUCUUUCUGAAGGAGGACAGGCAUUAGACUCUUCUGUUCUAUAAUAGUCUAAUCAGUCCUGUGUUUUAAUUUCUUGCCUGCUUUUUGGCUUAUGCCCCUUCUAAUGCUGUGGAGCUCCUAGCAGUCUUGAAGACUGAGCCAAUUAACUCCACAGGUAAAUCAGCUCCAUUCCUGCUUUAGAAAAAAUGCUGCAUGACAGUUUUACAGCACUUCCUGUGAAGCUGAAGAGGGGAUCAUCCUCCUCUGGUGGGAACUCCUACUUUACCGCAUCCUGCUUUCUGCUUCUGGGAUUUCCCUCCCUCCUCCAAAGCUCCAAAGUGAAGACCAUGAUAGCUUCUUUCUUUCACAUCCUAUUCUGCUGAAUAGAGGAGUGGCUAUGACCCUGCUUUCCCCUAAUGCAGCAAGGAGAACAGUGAGGAGCCUCCAGUUUUUGUUGUCCAGUUCUCCCCAUUGGUGGGCUGGAAAAAAUGCUGUCUAGCUCAAACAAGCAGGCUUUACGGACACUUGUGUAUUGGCCCAAGAAGUUUGCUGUUCAUUUGGAUUGCAAAACCAAGGGCACAGAAGAUAAAUUUGCCACUUGAGUUACUAUUGAUAUGUAGCCACAUCAAAAUUUUGAUAAAGGUGAUAAACAUCAGCAAUUAUCUCUGUACAUACAUAUGCAUUUAGAACUCUGGAUGUCCAUGAAAAUAAUGCACAUAGUAUGGCAAUAGCCUGUUAGGAUUAUAUAUGUACUUUGUGAGCUGCCCAGAGUUCCCCAUUGGGGGGAGAUGGGCGGUG